Eurytemora carolleeae is the source of this 546-nucleotide messenger RNA. RefSeq lists its product as uncharacterized. The transcript is spliced from 2 exons. The record is from RefSeq and is a predicted model, not a curated record. The coding region runs from base 1 to 546 and encodes 181 amino acids. NCBI's taxonomy places the organism in Eukaryota, Metazoa, Arthropoda, Copepoda, Calanoida, Temoridae.
AUGCAGGAGAAACAACCACUUUGGGAGAAACAACUCCUGAGAAGCAACUACAGCCAAGAAACAACUAUUGCAGACAAAACAACUAAUUCAGAAGAAAUUACUAUUGUUAAAGAAACAUAUAAAAAAGAAGAAACAACUUCAGUAGGAGAAACAACAACAGUAGAAAAUACACAUACUGCAGGAGAAAUAACAAAUACAGGAGAUACUACCAUAGUAGGAGAUUCAACUACAGAUGGACUGACAACAAACCCAGGAGAGACAUCUCUUAAUGGAGAAAUAACAACUGUAGUAGAAGCAACUAUAGUAGAAAAAACAACUACCACAGGAGAAGCAGCUAUGACAAGAGAAACAACUACUAAAGGAAAAACAACUACAUCAGUAGAAAUAACAACUGCAAAAGUAAGAACUAUUGUAGGAGAAACUACUACUGCUGAAGACGCAACUACUGCAGCUGAAACAACUACUGGAGCUGAAACAACUACAACAGGAGAAAUUAAUACAAUAGGAGAAAAAACUACUGCAGUAGAAAAAAUUAAUACAGGAUAA